UCUCCGUCUCUCACCCUCUCCCAUCUGUCUCUCUACUCCGCUAUUCUCUCUUUCCCUGCAGGAGUGGUCCGGGCCUCCAACAUCUUUCCCAUUCUUAGUGCCAUCCUGCUGCUAAUGGGAGGAGUCUGUAUCGCAGCCAGCCGUUUCUACAAGAGCAAAAGGAACAUCGUGCUGGGGGCUGGCAUUCUGUUUGUAGCGGCAGGCCUGAGUAACAUCAUUGGUGUGAUAGUGUACAUUUCUGCCGCUCUGGGUGACAUUUCCCCAAAGAAGGAUGAGGAUAAGAAAUGGCAGUACUCCUACGGCUGGUCCUUCUACUUCGGCGGGCUGUCCUUCAUCCUGGCUGAGAUGGUGGGCGUGUUGGCGGUAAACAUCUACAUCGAGAAGAACAAGGAGCUCCGCUGUCGCUCUCGCACCGAUAUCUUUAAGAGCACCACUCACGCCAUGCUACGGCUCCCGAGCUACCGCUUCCGCCGCAGAUCACGUUCCAGCUCUCGAUCCACAGACCCCUCGCGCUCACGAGACCCCUCUCCCGUGGGCGGCCCACCGGGGGGGAAGAACUUCGGAAUGCCCCCAUCUGCUUUACUCUCUCAGGGGCCCAUCUCUGUGUCCACUCUACCCAACCCUCACUCCCGCUCCGCUCUGCCAGGGGGCGAUAUUUCCCUUUACACCCUCUCCCGAGACCCCAAACUGGGUGGUUUGGGAGGGCUGGGCGCCCCUCCGCUGUACGGCACGGUGGACCGCGCCACGCUAUACCAGCUGCACAACUGCUUCCCGAAAGAGAGCGGAGGGGGCGGAGGAGGUAUGAUGAUGAGUGGGACGCUGCCCUCGCUCAAACCCCACAAUCCCUCAGUCGUCCAGAAUUCUUCCAACUCCAACGCGCCGCUCAGCAACUCCGUCCCGUCCUCCCAGCCUCCACCUUUCUCCUCCUCUACGGUGGAGCGGGAACGAGGGAUGGGAACGCUGGAUAGGCUAGGAAAAGUUGACAGAGAGAGCAACUCCAACACGCUAAAUAGGAAAACUACACCAGUGUAGACAGAUAGAGGGU
Molecule: messenger RNA, 1045 nt
Organism: Sinocyclocheilus rhinocerous
Lineage: Eukaryota; Metazoa; Chordata; Actinopteri; Cypriniformes; Cyprinidae
Product: voltage-dependent calcium channel gamma-8 subunit-like
Exons: 2
Biological process (GO): calcium ion transport; postsynaptic neurotransmitter receptor diffusion trapping; neurotransmitter receptor transport, postsynaptic endosome to lysosome
Cellular component (GO): postsynaptic density membrane; AMPA glutamate receptor complex
Molecular function (GO): channel regulator activity; voltage-gated calcium channel activity
Source: RefSeq, a predicted model, not a curated record